This is a messenger RNA of Phalaenopsis equestris, 1264 nucleotides long. Its product is annotated as probable staphylococcal-like nuclease CAN1. NCBI's taxonomy places the organism in Eukaryota, Viridiplantae, Streptophyta, Magnoliopsida, Asparagales, Orchidaceae. Bases 121 to 1116 code for a protein of 331 amino acids. The transcript is spliced from 9 exons. Gene Ontology annotation, molecular function: aminoacyl-tRNA ligase activity; nuclease activity; nucleic acid binding. Gene Ontology annotation, biological process: tRNA aminoacylation for protein translation. Gene Ontology annotation, cellular component: cytoplasm. The record is from RefSeq and is a predicted model, not a curated record.
GCUUCCUUUCUCUUUCCGCAUAAUCACGCAGAACGCGCGCAGAGAGAUUCCCCUCACCCCCUUUCCUUUACAGUAUCCCCUUCAUCCUUCUUCUUCUUCCUCCUUCUUCUAGAGAGAGAGAUGGGGCUAUUGGCCUUCUUCAGAUAUCUGUUCGGCUGUUUCCGGCGGCUCUCUUCAGGGGAUUCCGGCGGGGUCGCCGCCCUCGCAAGCGACAUCGCCAGCUUCGAGAUCACAUCUCAGGUUCCCGAGCAGCUGAGCCGCUAUGUUGUUUCCUCCAAGAAGGCGCAGGAGAAUUGGUAUAAAAAGCUAUCAGAGGAAUGGAGUCAAGCCAAGACACCACCACAAACGCCAGAGGAGGCAGCUCGGUUCAUCAUCCAAACAUUGAAAGGGCACAAAAAGGCAGAUGUGGAGGGGCUCCUGGCUUUCUACAAACUCCCACAAUCUUCGCAAUCUCCUCAAUCUUCUCCCUCUGCAGAAGCCACAGGUGUUCCCGCACCACCCAAGCCUCAAGGAGCAAAAUUUGAACUCAAGUCCCUACCGAUUGAUCUCAAAUCCAUAGCAGAUGGAGAUACGGUCAUUGUAUAUGUUGAUGCGGCCGACCCAAGAGAAUCAUCUACAGUCCCUCAACAAGUUCGAAAGGCCGCCACCGCAAGAGCCAAGGCUCGAGCCGCUAAGGAUUUCAAGAAGGCGGAUGCACUCCAUAAGAUCAUAACAGAUGCCGGAUACAGGGUUGUGAGUGGGCAAAAAGGCGAAGAAACUUUGGCGAAAAAAUAUCGAAUAAGGCUAAGGGGAAUUGAUGCUCCUGAGAGCUCCAUGCCUUACGGGAAGGAAGCUAAAGAAGAGCUAGUUAAGUUGGUGCAAGGAAAGCGAGUCAAGGUUUAUGUGUAUGGAGAUGAUCGAUAUGGCCGCUGUGUUGGGGACAUCUACUGUAAUGGCACGUUUGUACAGGAGAAGCUGCUGAGAAGGGGAUGUGCAUGGCACUACAAUGCUUACGACAAAAGACCAGAGCUCGCAGCAUGGGAGAAGGAAGCCAGAGAAGCCGGCAUAGGCUUAUGGGCUGUAGCUAAUCCUGAAAAGCCAUGGGAAUGGCGAAAAAACAAAAAGAAUGGUUCUUGAGACAGAAAAUAUUACAUUUACGUUCACCGCACGUAAUAUUUUCUCGCUCGAGAUUCCUACUAAUUAUCAAGUUGAAAUUAAGCUGAGGCGAAGAAUCCCAAGGAGUCCGAUUCGGGCGCUCACCCUUCCCAGAAGCCAAAAAAAAAAA